AUGUUGCUUUCAGCAAGAAGCUGCCUUUAUAGGCAAAGCCUACGAGGUCCUCUUAUUAAUCUAAACCGAAUCGACGCACGAACAAAACUCGCCGCAAUCCCUUCUCAAAUACGAUUCUCAAGACCAGCCUCAACAUCCUCCCCAUCGCCCCGAUUAGACAUUCGCGCCAUCGACAAAAAAUGGCAAGCAAGAUGGGCAGAAACCGAACGAAUAAAAUUGGAAGAAAUAGCAAAUGGUCAACGACCAUGUUCCGGAGUGGGAUCAUCGAAGAACGACCGCCCGAAAUCAUAUAUUCUCUCCAUGUUCCCUUACCCUUCCGGUACAAUGCACAUGGGUCAUUUGCGGGUCUACACUAUCUCCGAUGUAUUAUCUCGAUUUUAUCGUAUGCGUGGACACGAUGUUUUGCAUCCAAUUGGUUGGGAUGCAUUUGGAUUACCGGCUGAAAAUGCGGCAAUCGAGAGAGGGGUUCAGCCGGCUAAAUGGACGGCGCAGAAUAUUGAGCGGAUGAAGGAGCAGUUACGAAGUUUUGGACCGGGGUUUGAUUGGGAGAGGGAAUUGAUGACGUGCUCUCCGGAGUUUUAUAAGCAUACCCAAAGGAUCUUUCUGAUGUUGUAUGAGAAAGGAUUGGCAUAUCAGGCUGAGGCUUUGGUUAACUAUGAUCCUGUGGACAAGACUGUGUUGGCUAAUGAGCAGGUCGAUGCCAAUGGCUUCUCAUGGCGAUCAGGAGCCAAAGUUGAACAGCUCAAAUUGAAGCAAUGGUUCUUCCGUAUCACUGCAUUCAAAGAAGAGCUACUCAAAGAUCUUGACUCUCUUUCAGGUGGCUGGCCAGACCGCGUUCUAUCUAUGCAACGAAACUGGCUGGGAAAGUCGAAUGGUGCGAAGAUUAAAUUUGCAGUCGCUUCUAAACACAGUGGAAAUCGUGAUGUUGGAGUAUUCACGACACGACCAGAUACGUUAUAUGGCGUGGAGUACAUAGCACUGUCUUUGGAUCAUCCUCUUGUUCAGGAGUCUGCCCAGUCAGACGCUGGUCUCAAAGCUUUCAUUGAAGAGGCUGCAUCUUUACCUUCAGACUCAAAGGUAGGCUAUCGCUUGAAAGACGUGUACGCUUCAAAUCCGUUGCAAACCAUCGACAAGGAAAGUCCACAUAUCUCAGAAGAGUUACCGGUAUUCGUGGCUCCCUAUGUUCUAAGUGGCUAUGGAGAGGGAGCUGUCAUGGGUGUUCCGGGGCAUGAUACAAGAGACCUAGCUUUCUUCAAGGAGAACCUGCAGCCAGAGUUUAUUUCGAUGGUCAUUCAACCCGAAGCCCAGGUUUACGAAGAUUCAUCCGUUGUUCCCGCACAUGAUGCCAAAGCUUUCACGAACGAAGGUUAUUUGACAUCACGAUGCUGGAAAUACCAAGGCCUCAGCUCCAAAGAAGCCGCAAGACAGAUCGUGUCUGACCUGGAAAGAAUCGGCCGAGGCGAAACAGCAGAGUCAUGGCGACUUCGUGAUUGGCUAAUCAGCAGACAACGUUACUGGGGAACUCCUAUUCCCAUGAUACACUGUGCAAGCUGCGGUCCAGUACCUGUACCAGUUGAUCAAUUACCUGUCAAGCUCCCCGAGAUUGAGGGAGACUGCUUCAAAGCACAAAAAGGAAAUCCACUCGAGUCAGUUGCAGAUGACUGGCUGCACACGGAAUGUCCACAAUGUCACGAACCGGCAAAACGUGAUACAGAUACAAUGGAUACCUUUGUGGAUUCGUCGUGGUAUUACAUGCGUUAUCUGGACCCUAAAAACCCCGACGAACCAUUCUCUCCUGCUGUUGCUCGACCAGUCGAUAUAUACAUCGGAGGUGUCGAACACGCUAUUCUUCACCUUCUUUAUGCAAGGUUUAUAUACAGGUUUCUGACCCAGACCGAGUUUUUCCCGGAACUGGCACAUACUCAACCCAGUCCAGCGGCUCCAGCGGUAGCAGAGCCCUUCCGGACUUUGUUAUCGCAAGGCAUGGUUCAUGGAAGAACCUACUCUGAGCCAUCUACAGGCCGAUUCUUAUUACCCUCUGAGCUUGACUUGACAGAUAAACAGAAUCCUCUGAUCAAGGGCACAAUGGUUCGUCCGAAUAUCUCGUAUGAGAAGAUGUCCAAGAGUAAACAUAACGGCAUUGAUCCUAUGAUAUGCGUGGAUAAAUACGGAGCAGAUACUACACGUGCACACGUCCUCUUUUCUGCUCCCAUUGCUGAAGUCCUCGAAUGGGAUGAGGCCAAGAUCGUUGGUAUUGAGCGAUGGUUUGGCCGGAUGUGGAAAUUGGUUUCAGAUGCUGCUACAACGCUUUCGCAGAUGAAGUCAGGAGGAGUAGAAUUGACAAUUGAAAAUAUACAAAACCAACCACACGCAUUCCCAAAACUGCCGAAUCUCAUCAAUCUUUCGGACGCAGAUAUUGAGGCCCUUCUCGCUACGCAUGAGACCAUUGUUUCAGUGACGAAUUGCAUCGAGAAGAAUCCUUAUGCCUUGAAUACGGUCAUAUCCGAUUUGACCAAGCUCACAAACACGCUUUCUUCCAGCCGGUCUUCCUCUACCAACCCAGAGAUACUGUAUACAUGUAUCUCCUCACUUUUACGGCUGUUAGCACCCAUCGCCCCGGCUCUCACCUCCGAGACUUGGGAAAUUCUGCAUUCGAGAAUACUCGAGUCCGCGGAUGUAGGGUCUAUCAACAUGGCAACAACAACCUGGCCAACGCCACUCCUCACAGAAGCUGAAGCAAACUCUCUUCGAUCUCGCGGCGGUCAAAAUGUCGGCGUUCAGAUUAACGGUAAACUACGUUUUAACGUGACUAUCCCCCGAUUGAUAUCUGGCGCUACCACAACGCCAUCAUCAGAAGUGCAGAUCGAUGAAAAGACAUGGAUAAUAGAUCAAAUUCUGGCAACAGAUGAAGGGAAAAUGUGGCUCAAAGAGAAAAAUGACUGGGGUAAGAGGAAGAGGGUUAUCGUCGUUCCAGGGGGCAGGGUUGUGAAUAUUGUUUUUUGA
Talaromyces stipitatus ATCC 10500 is the source of this 3003-nucleotide messenger RNA. RefSeq names its product leucyl-tRNA synthetase. Gene Ontology annotation, biological process: leucyl-tRNA aminoacylation; mitochondrial translation. Gene Ontology annotation, molecular function: aminoacyl-tRNA deacylase activity; ATP binding; leucine-tRNA ligase activity. The coding region runs from base 1 to 3003 and encodes 1000 amino acids. Gene Ontology annotation, cellular component: mitochondrion. NCBI's taxonomy places the organism in Eukaryota, Fungi, Ascomycota, Eurotiomycetes, Eurotiales, Trichocomaceae. The transcript is spliced from 3 exons. The record is from RefSeq and is a predicted model, not a curated record.